Molecule: messenger RNA, 762 nt
Organism: Heterobilharzia americana
Lineage: Eukaryota; Metazoa; Platyhelminthes; Trematoda; Strigeidida; Schistosomatidae
Source: the annotation of a GenBank genome assembly
AUGAUCAAUGAAAAGUGGGGACGAUUAUGUAAAUCAGCUAUUGCGUCCACAUUAACAAUGAAUUCUACUAACCAUCAAAGAUUCUCAUUGAAAAUAUUUCUUCUGCUACUGGUAAUUUUUCAUUGCAUAUCGCAACCAGUUUUAAGUCUAAGUUCUAAUGAAUUAUGUUUGAACAGAACAUGCAGUGGUUGUAUCGCUGGAUCACUGUCCUGUCAAGAAGGUGGACUUACACAUUUACCGGACAGUCUUAGCUCCGAUAUUCAGUCCAUGAUAUUAAUGGGUCAUAAAUUUCAUAAUCCAAUACUAACAAAUGAUAACUUCUCUACAUAUGCGCAGCAAAAUGUCAAAUUGCAGCGUCUCACACUUAGGAAUUGUGGUAUACAGUCAAUUCAACCUGGUACAUUCCAGUCAUUAAAAAGCCUACAACAGUUAGAUUUGUCUCAAAAUAAAGUCAAAUCAAUCCGAAAAGGUACAUUUGUAGGCUUACACUUGGAUUUUUUACGUCUAGAUGAAAACUUUGGAUUAAGCAUUGAAGAAGGUGCUUUUGAAGGUACUUCAGUUGUAUCACUGUCCAUAAAUCAGUGUGGUCUUAAAACCCUUAGAUAUGACACUCUCCUGCCAUUGAUCAACAGCAAACAACUAAAAAAUCUACAUUUGUCAGGCAACCAGUUAAUUACUUUAGAAAGUCGUUUAGAACCUAUUUUCAUUCAACUACAAAGUUUAUCCUUGGAACAAAAUCCGUUUAAAUGUGACUGUAGCUAA